AUGGACUUCAGAGGUGGCCCUGAGAGCAGCCACCUGUCGGCGUUGCGAGAGCAGGUUCAGCACCUCACCAAUGAAAAUGUUCAGCUCCAAGACAGGAACGAGAGGCUGUAUGGGAACCUUGGGGAACUGCAGGAGAAGCUGGGGCAGCUGGCUGGCUCGAAGGCUGACUUGUCAUCCAGACUGAUUCACAGCGAGGAGGAGAAGCUCAAGAUUUCCAAGGACUUCGUUGAUUUCCAGAUUGAAAGCAAUAAAAUGAGAGAACAGCAUGAAGCAGAAACCUUUGAACUGAAGAAUCUGAAUCUUGCCCUGGAAAACCGUAUUCUGGAGGUUGGGCUUCAUGAUGAGAAGAUCACUGGAGAAAGGGAUGCCUUGCAGGAGCGCCUCCGUGCCCUCGAGGCCAACCGCAAGGAGUUAGCAGAUGAAUACCUCAUUUUGAAGAGCAAUUAUCUUGCACUGGCCAAGGAGCACGAACAAGAAGUUGCUAAGAAUGAAGAGCUGAGCCUAGAGCUGCUCAACCUGGCCAAGGCUGUGAGUUCUCUCCCCCGUGCCAGAGACGACGGCCCCCCGUCCGGAGCCGACGAGCCCCUGGCUGAGCUGGAGCGGGUGCGCGCCUUGGUCCAUCGCCUUUCUGCCCGCAAAGUGAAGCCAGAAGAUGUGAUAGCAUCAGAACACGAACGGCGAAAGCUGGAGAGAACUCUAUUUGGAAACCAAGAUCACAUCACCAUGGAGAUCGAAAAGAUGAAAGACAUGUACAGCUCCCAGCAACGGAAACUAGAGGAGAGAAUGGUGACCAUGGGGAAGGAGCUGCAAGAGGCCAAAAAGGCGAUUCGGACCACGCAGCACAAGCUGGCGGAACAGUCGGCGGCACUGCUUUCCUCUCAGAACCAGCUCCAAGAAGUGGAAGCUGAGAAUUCCCGGCUGCAGCUACAACUGAAGGAGUUAAACGAGGAGUACCGCUCUCGGCUCAUUCAGUACAUUACGGACCUGGCGGAAUACACCGACAGCAAGACAGCUGCCAACACCAAGGGGACCUGCAAAGCACCUCCGGAGCCUGCGCACAUGAAGCACUUCGUGGACAGCCUGCUGAAGGACAUCCGGGCUUCCCACAGGUCUCGGGAGGAGCAGCUGGCCGGAGCUGCUCGGGGCUACAAGAAACGCCUGCAGAAGCUGGUCAAGAAGCACGAGGGCCUGCUGAUCGCAUACAGGAUGCAGCGUGAACAGAUCCGGUCACUGGGCAGUAGCGACAUGGACCCGGGCCCGGCAGAGCACAUUUUCAGCAUCACAGACACCGAGCUGCUGACAAGCACCUCUCAGGAGCUGAACCGCCUGCGAGAAGACAAAGCCAGCCUGGAGGGGCAGCUUCACGAGCUGCAGAUGAAGGUAAAGCUAAGUGAAAACAAGGGCUCCGGAACAUCUCCUCCCCAUGUGCUGGAUGAGGCAGGUUGGGCCGAACUUAGGAAGCAGCUCCGGGAGUUCACUCAUACCACUCAGGAGGAGCUGGAACGGGAGCGGAGCCAGCUGCUGACGCGGGCAAUGGUGGCAGAAGAGCAGGUGGCCGAGCUGCAGGAGUACAUAGACAAGCAUCUUGUGAGGUACAAGCAGGAGAUCCUGAGGCUGAGGAAACUUCAUGGAACAGAUGGCCCUUGCACAUUUAGUGCUCGAACUGCCGAUGGCCCAGUGAUCGCCAAACCCAAGAGGAAUUUCAGCAAUGAAACAUAAUCUCUGUAUCAAAAGCUUUAGAAGGAAUUUGUCACAUCCUCGAGUGGACUGGCAUCUUGGCCUGAACAGCAACUGGACUGCAACAUCUGGUGUACUUCUGUCCCUCUAGAGAGGAUGUGAGAA
Varanus komodoensis (Komodo dragon) is the source of this 1842-nucleotide messenger RNA. RefSeq names its product coiled-coil domain containing 78 (gene CCDC78). Gene Ontology annotation, cellular component: cytoplasm. NCBI's taxonomy places the organism in Eukaryota, Metazoa, Chordata, Lepidosauria, Squamata, Varanidae. The transcript has 15 exons. The record is from RefSeq and is a predicted model, not a curated record. The coding region runs from base 1 to 1719 and encodes 572 amino acids.